GGUGACUCUAUACUUGGCUCACAAAUCCACCUCAGCCACAGUCAGUCGACGGCCAGCCACGGAUCAGAUCGCUGAUCUCAACGCACUUCGGGACAAAUUGAUCUUUUCAACUCACUCCUCAAGCGCUCGCCAAUCAUCCUCGUGAAACACAUACUUGAAACGCGAUCGUGUGGUGAAGAAAAAAAAAAGAAUGAAUUACUUAACAGUCCUUUUAGUGGUUGCUUUUAGUGUUUUAGGCACUUAUGGCGCCCCAACAACGUGUCCUGAGCCCUUCGGAGAACAGGCUUACGCCCAUCCUGAGCACUGCGACCAGUUCUUCCUCUGCACCAACGGCACCCUAACGCUGGAGACUUGUGAGAACGGGCUGCUGUUCGAUGGCAAGGGUCACGUGUACAAUCACUGCAACUACAACUGGGCCGUCGACUGUGGCGUCCGCAAACACGACCCCACGCCACUCUCGUCUCCCGGCUGUGAGUAUCGCUUCGGCAUCUAUCCGGAUACGGAUCAAUGCUCCACGACGUAUGUCAAGUGCGCUCACGGAGAGCCUCACCUGAAGCCAUGCGACGACGGGCUGGUGUAUGACGAUCGCAUCCACGGAUGCAACUGGCCAGAUCAGCUGCUGGAGAAGUGCGACCCAACCGCCGUUGUGGGCUUCGUCUGUCCCGCUCACGUGCCAUCCCAUAGUGCCGCUGCCCGAUUCUGGCCUUUCCCACGAUUCCCCGUGGCCGGAGACUGCCACCGGCUCAUCACCUGCGUCGAGGGCCAUCCGCGUCUCAUCACGUGCGGCGAGGACAAGGUCUUCGACAAGAACACCCUCACAUGCGAGGAGGACAUCCCAUGCGUUCCCUAGACAGCUUCCCGCCACCAAUUCUUGCCUUCAAAGAGGAAAGAAAAAUACUCAAGAUUAGAAGAAAGACACCAAAACGUCAGAGAAAGGGAAAUUCGUUACCAUUUCACGUAAAAGUGAACUUUCAUGUACAUAACACAACACUAUUUUCUUCGCAAUUCGCCACAAUGUUACUUUUCCCUGUAGAAGCGGAGAAGCCAGCUUUUUCGGACGCCCCGGCACGAAAGUGCGCCGCCGAGAGUCCAAUAAACUAUUGCAAUAUCACCAAUUCAUUGCUCCCGUUUUGCCGCCACUUUUCCUCAUACAGUGAAAAUACACACAACUUCUCGUUUUCUUUUACAAACACACCUCUUUUUUCCUCUUCCAACUCACACGAACAUCUUUCCUCUUAUACCACCCUCGAGCAUGCAUAAUAGGGCAAGAGUGAGAAAAAAUACUCAUAAUUAAGUGUCUGAUAAUUCCGUACAUACAAGAUGCAUUUAAUCACGUUCAUUGAAGCGUUUCAAAUAUUCUUGCUGGACUCUGUAGGAGGUGUGAUUUCUCCAGAAAAUGAUUGCUAAAUCAAUCCCAAUCACAUAGAAAAAAAAGUGUACUCAAGAGAGAAAUAUUGUAUUUUUCUUCAUUAAAAUUAUACGAUUGAGCUAAACAUAA
Messenger RNA from Phlebotomus argentipes, 1498 nucleotides. RefSeq names its product protein obstructor-E. The record is from RefSeq and is a predicted model, not a curated record. The transcript is spliced from 3 exons. Lineage: Eukaryota; Metazoa; Arthropoda; Insecta; Diptera; Psychodidae. Bases 191 to 850 code for a protein of 219 amino acids. Gene Ontology annotation, molecular function: chitin binding. Gene Ontology annotation, cellular component: extracellular region.